CUCUUUUUUAUUUUUUUUUAACAAGUAAAAGAGAAUUGGCAGACUUGACUUGCUCCUUGCAGUGCUUCUAUGGCACUCCACCUUCCUUUGCCUUGCACGCCCGCGCCCGCGCCAGCGCCCGCGCCCACGCCCACUUCCACGUCCACGUCCAGACACACUUUCCCAGUGAUAACAACCAUCAAUCCACUCUCUCACUUCUCCACAUUUUCUCGCACUGAUGUGUUCCAGAUUCUUAGCUCGGACAAGAAGAAGAGUCUAGGGAUUAUCCGUUGCAGUCACGCCGCAGUUUCAGGAACACUUGAUCGUGAGCUACGCUCGGUGCUUGAACUCGCCACUGACUCUGAGUUGUACGAGCUUGAGAGAAUCCUAUUUGGUCCCAGUUACUUCAGUCCUUUGCUCAAAUCCAUUACGGGUAAUGGAGUGGAUGUCGAGUAUUCCACAUUUGAAGAUGACAUGGCAGAGCGGGAAGCCUUUAUUGCAGCUCUUGAGUCUCGAUUCUUAUACCUUGCUGCAGAUGCAAGGUCGACAUUAAGAGGUUGGAGGCCUUCAUAUAGAAAUGUCUUGCUUGCUGUUAGAAAAAAGUUAAACAUUCCUUGCUCAAGAAAAUUGCCAACUGAAGACUUAGAAGCCGAAAUAUUUCUUCACCUUCUUCAAGAUCAUCCAAGUGAAGAAUCAGGAACUGUUCCAGGCUUGUGGGAAUUUUCUGAGGUUCCUAGUGAUCAAGGUAGUCUAGAAAUUGGACUUAGGCAGUGGAACGGACAAGCCAUUGCUGCUAUAAAACUUGGGCUAGCAGAGCUCCAGUCGGUAAUUUUAAAGGGUGGGGGUGUGUUUACAUUGUCAAGAUUUUAUCAAUUGUUAGCUAGAAAAUUAUCAGGGAAGGUGUUUCUGGAAGCUGCCAACUAUCAAAUUAAAAAGGAAGUUAUCAAGAAGGGUGGACAAUUAGCUGCCAUUAACUUGGAAUCUAGAGCAGCCUUACUUGCAGCAAAGCAGUAUUUACAGGGUUUAGCUGGUGCUGCAUCAAGAUAUCUGGGUUUCAGGAGCAUGUUAGCAUUACUCGGCCCAAUGCUGUGGGGAACUUUUCUGGCAGAUGUUGUAAUUCAAAUGCUUGGAACUGAUUAUGCUAGAAUCUUGCGAGCAAUUUAUGCAUUUGCAAAGAUUCGCAUCACCCGUACGUAUAGGCUAUCUGACAUUGAUUGAAGUCAAAGACUGCAUCAGUGUUUUGCAAGCUACAUUGAAGCUCCAAUUGGUUCGUUUCUCCACCAGACCAGAUGUAGAUUAAAAUUAGGUGACAAUCCCACUUCUAAUUGCAAGAGACAAGAAAGCAAAAAAUGCAAGCUAACUCGGUUUUCCUAUUAGCUUGAGAGUGAUGCAAAAAGAAUGUUGGCUCUUGCAUUGUAUAUCAACCAAUUUUUCUUUUUCCUUUUUUUCUUUUUCUCUCAUCAAUCUUUAAAUCAUGCUGCACCUAGGCUUGGUUUUUGUAGUGCUGUAUAUUUUGAUAUUUUGUUGCCUAUGUCUCUGGUUAAUGAGCUACUUUUUGUUUUUGUUUUUUCAGAGAACUCUUCAAAUUGUGUCACGUUUUUUGUACAGAAACUGUUUGUCAAAUUUAUAAGUGAAAUCAUAUAGAUCUCUUGAUAAUAAA
This is a messenger RNA of Ricinus communis (castor bean), 1639 nucleotides long. RefSeq lists its product as uncharacterized. Bases 70 to 1197 code for a protein of 375 amino acids. The record is from RefSeq and is a predicted model, not a curated record. The transcript has 11 exons. Lineage: Eukaryota; Viridiplantae; Streptophyta; Magnoliopsida; Malpighiales; Euphorbiaceae.